Messenger RNA from Cannabis sativa, 1840 nucleotides. Its product is annotated as tetrahydrocannabinolic acid synthase-like. Gene Ontology annotation, molecular function: FAD binding; oxidoreductase activity. The transcript has a single exon. The record is from RefSeq and is a predicted model, not a curated record. Bases 39 to 1664 code for a protein of 541 amino acids. NCBI's taxonomy places the organism in Eukaryota, Viridiplantae, Streptophyta, Magnoliopsida, Rosales, Cannabaceae.
CAAUUCAUGCUAAUGCAAAACAUAUAAGGCUUAAGAAAAUGAAGUACUCAUCAGUAUCUUGGUUUCUUUGCAAACUAUUAUUAGUUUAUCUUCUUUCAUUCUCUAUCCAAACUUCUCAAGCUAAUCCUCACAACAACUUUCUUCAAUGCUUCUCCAAACAUAUCUCCAACAACAAUACAUCACUUGCCAAACUCAUACACACUCCAAAUGACUCUUCAUUUAUCUCCCUUCUAAAUUCAACCAUACAGAACCUUAGAUUCACUUCUCCAACACCAAAACCACUAGUUAUCAUCACACCUUCAAAUACAUCCCAUGUCCAAGCCUGUGUUUUAUGUUCCAAGAAAUAUGGCUUACAGAUUCGAACUCGAAGCGGCGGCCAUGACUUUGAGGGUGUCUCCUAUGUGUCUAAAGUCCCAUUUGUGAUAUUAGAUAUGAGAAAUCUACGUUCAAUCAUUAUAGACGUAGAUAACAAAACUGCAUGGGUUGAAUCUGGAGCUACCUUGGGAGAACUUUAUUAUAGGAUUGCUGAGAAAAAUGAGAAUCUUAGUUUUCCUGGUGGCUAUUGCCAUAGUGUUGGGGUAGGUGGGCAUUUCAGUGGAGGAGGCUAUGGAGCAUUGAUGCGAAAAUAUGGCCUUGCAGCUGAUAAUGUCAUUGAUGCUCACUUAGUCAACGCUGAUGGAGAAUUCGUUGACCGAAAAUCAAUGGGAGAAGAUUUGUUUUGGGCCAUUCGUGGUGGUGGUGGAGCAAGCUUUGGAAUUCUUCUUGCUUGGAAAAUUAGAUUGGUUCCUGUGCCAUCUAAGGUUACUGUAUUAUCAGUUAGUAAGAACUUGCCGAUAAAUGAAACUGUGAAAAUUUAUAAUAAGUGGCAAAAUAUUGCUCACAAGUUUGACCAAGAUUUGUUGAUGGUAGUUAGGUUCUUAACUGUGAAUUCUACUGAUGAGCAUGGGAAGAAUAUGACAACAAUACAAGCUACAUUCUUUUCUAUUUUUCUUGGUAGAGUGGAUAAGUUUCUUUCCUUGAUGCAAACUAACUUUCCUGAGUUGGGUGUAGUAAGAAAAGAUUGUUUUGAAACGAGUUGGAUUGAAAUGAUCUUUUUCUUCAAUGAAUUCUCAAGUGAGGAUAAAUUGGAGGUUUUGCUCGAUCCAACAAAUGUAGUAAAGGGUUAUUUUAAGGGGAAACUAGACUACGUUAGGAAGCCAAUUUCAGAAAUUGUUAUGGUCAAACUUUUGGAAAAGUUAUAUGAAGAAGAUGUAGGAUUGGCAUAUAUUCAAAUGUACCCUUAUGGUGGUAAAAUGAGCGAGAUUCCUGAAUCUGCAAUUCCAUUCCCACAUAGAGCUGGAGUUAUGUACAAAAUUUUAUAUUGGUCUCAGUGGGAAAAAGAAGAAGAAAGUGAAAGGCAUAUGAAUUGGGUUCGAAGUGUUUAUAAUUACAUGACUCCAUACGUGUCCAAAAAUCCAAGAGCUUCAUAUAUUAAUUAUAGAGACCUAGAUUUGGGAACAAAUAAUGAAAAAGGUCCUAUAAGUUAUGAACAAGCAAGCAUUUGGGGGAAAAAGUACUUCAAUAAAAAUUUUAAGAAAUUAGUUCAAGUGAAAACCAAGGUUGACCCGACUAAUUUCUUUAGGAACGAACAGAGCAUUCCACCUUUAUCUCCACGAUUUCUCUAAAUGCAUAUAUUUAUAUACAUAUAUAUAUAUAUAAAUGUUAUAAUUUACUAUUAAUUAAUGUUGUAUUGUAAUAUUUAUACGUACCGUUUGUUUCUUCAUGUAUCUAUACAAUAAAUUAAUUUGUGUUUCUUCGUCAUGAUUUAUAAAAAAUAAAAAUGUUUGCUUUCAGUAUCAAA